This is a messenger RNA of Oryza sativa Japonica Group (Japanese rice), 3738 nucleotides long. NCBI's taxonomy places the organism in Eukaryota, Viridiplantae, Streptophyta, Magnoliopsida, Poales, Poaceae. The record is from RefSeq and is a predicted model, not a curated record.
GACUGGUACUCGUUUCUCUCGAUUGAUAUUUUUCCUAAGCAUUUAAGCUUGAACACAUGUUCUUCUUGAUGAUUGCAGUAGACAACCAUAUGCAUUUCAUUCCAUCAAUUCCAAAAGUUUCUUCAUAUCCAGCAGCAGCAGCAACUACAACAAAUUGACCAUGCCUACUCUCUGCCUCGUUCUUGCGCUGAUCCUUUUCUCUGCAUCUUCCAUCAGCUGCUGCACAGACCAUGAGAGAAACUGUCUCCUCCAGUUCUUGGCUGGGCUCUCGCAAGACGGCCAUGGUGGCCUUGCCGCAUCGUGGCCGCAAGGCACAGACUGCUGCUCAUGGGAAGGCAUCACCUGCAGCAGCAGCACGGCCAGCAAGGCCGUCACAAUCACAGACAUCUUGCUGGCCUCCAAGAAACUCGAAGGCAGCAUAUCACCUGCUCUUGGCAGGCUACCAGGUUUGCAGCGUCUGAACCUGUCGCACAACUCACUGUCCGGUGGAUUACCUGCAGAAAUAAUGUCGUCAGACAGCAUCGUCAUCCUUGACAUCAGCUUCAACCUCCUCAAUGGAGACCUGCAAGAUUCGCCGUCGUCUUCGGCUUCCGGUCGCCGCAUUCAGGUGAUCAACGUCUCCAGCAACUCGUUUUCAGGACGGUUUCCGUUCAGCUCAUGGGAGGAGAUGGAGAAUCUGGUUGUGCUCAACGCCAGCAACAACAGUUUCACUGGGCCGAUGCCAACCUUCUUCUGCAUCAGAUCGUCCUCCUUUGCCAUGCUCGAUCUCUCUUACAACCAUUUCAGUGGCAAUUUGCCGCCGGAGAUCGGUAACUGUUCUUCGUUAAGAUUGCUAAAGGCUGGCCACAACAGCCUCAGAGGGACUCUCCCUGAUGAACUCUUCAAUGUGACCUCGCUGGAGCACCUCUCUUUUCCUAACAAUGGUUUACAGGGAGUUCUUGAUGGUGCAGGCAUGAUCAAGCUCAGGAAUUUGGUUGUCCUUGAUCUUGGAUUCAAUAUGUUCAGUGGCAACAUCCCUGAUUCCAUUGGGAAGCUCAAGAGGCUGGAGGAGAUUCACUUGCACCACAACAGCAUGGCAGGGGAGCUGACACCAGCUAUAGGCAGCUGCACGAAUCUCAAAGCAUUAAAUCUUGGGAGCAACAACUUCAGUGGAGAGCUUGGCAAGGUCAACUUCUCCAAACUGUCUAGUCUAAAAUCUUUGCAUGUCUCAUAUAACAGCUUCGCUGGCACAAUUCCUGAGAGUGUCUACACAUGUAGCAACCUGAAUGCAUUGCAACUAUCGUUUAACAAGUUCCAUGGUCAGCUCUCAUUCAGAAUAACCAACCUCAAGUCACUAACCUACCUAUCACUUGCUGAAAACUCUUUUACAAAUAUUUCAAAUACACUUCAAAUCCUCAAGAGCUCUAGAGAUCUCACCACCUUGCUUAUUGGAGGCAACUUUAGGGAUGAGGAAAUUUCAGACGACAAAACAGUUGAUGGUUUUGAGAAUCUUAAGGUUCUUGCUAUGGAAAACUGUCCACUGUUUGGAAAUAUACCUAUUUGGAUAUCAAAACUCAAGAAUCUGGAGAUUUCAUGCACCGAGCAGGAGAGGGAAUCUCUCCUCCAGUUCCUCUCCGGGCUAUCGAACGAUGGCGGCCUUGGUGUGUCAUGGCAAAACGGCACAGACUGCUGCACCUGGGAAGGCAUCACCUGCAGCGGAAACGGAGCGGUGGUCGAGGUGAUCUCUCUGGCAUCAAGAGGCCUUGAAGGGAGCAUCUCACCAUCCCUCGGCGACCUCACCGGUUUACUGAGGCUGAACUUGUCCCGCAACUCGUUGUCCGGUGGCUUACCGCUGGAACUGGUGUCAUCCAGCAGCAUUGUGGUCCUUGAUGUCAGUUUUAACUACUUAACAGGAGGACUGAGUGAGCUGCCAUCUUCAACCCCUGACCGGCCGCUGCAGGUAUUGAACAUCUCGAGCAACUUGUUUACAGGGAAUUUUCCAUCAACCACAUGGGAGAGGAUGAACAAUCUGGUUGUGCUUAAUGCCAGCAACAACAGAUUUACUGGGCAGAUGCCAACCUCGUUCUGUGCCAGCGCGCCAUCUUUUGCUGUGCUUGAACUCAGCUAUAACCAAUUCAGUGGAAGAAUCCCUGCGGGGCUCAGCAAUUGCUCCAAGCUGACACUUCUGAGCGCUAGCUACAACAACCUCACCGGGACUCUUCCAGACGAGCUAUUUGAUCUGACCUCUUUGAAGCACCUCUGUUUUCUUAGAAACCAGUUAGAAGGAUCAAUCAAAGGCAUCACCAAGCUUAAAAAUCUAGUGACCAUUGAUCUUGGACAAAACAGGCUUAGUGGAAGUAUCCCAAAUUCGAUAGGUCAGCUUAAGAGACUGGAGAAGCUCCAUUUGGCAUACAACAGCAUGUCCGGGGAGUUGCCAUCAACUGUAGGAAAUUGCAGAAAUCUUAAGAACAUGAACCUCGGGGGCAACAACUUUUCAGGAGAUCUUGGCAAUGUCAACUUCUCCACAUUACGCAAUUUACAGUCCUUAGAUCUUAUGUCGAACAAUUUCACCGGAACAGUGCCAGAAAGCAUCUACUCAUGCAGAAAUCUAAGUGCAUUGCAGCUGUCUAACAAUAGCUUCCAUGGCCAGCUCUCGGAGAAAAUCCGCAAUCUGAAGUGCCUCUCAUUUGUAUCACUUGUUGACAUCUCUCUUACAAAUAUCACAGGUUCACUUCAGAUACUUCAGAGCUGCAGGAACCUGACCACCUUGCUUAUUGGGUACAACUUCAUGCAAGAGACCAUGCCAGAGGAUGACGAGAUUUAUGGUUUUGAGAAUCUUCGGAUUUUUUCCCUGAACGAUUGUUCAUUGUCUGGAAAAAUACCUAAAUGGUUAUCAAAGCUCACAAAUCUGGAGAUGCUAUCUUUAUAUAACAAUCAACUAAACGGAGCAAUACCUGACUGGAUCAGCAGCCUAAACUUCUUGUUCCAUAUAGACAUUUCAAACAACAGCCUUUCAGGGGAAAUUCCAUCAGCCUUAGUUGAGAUGCCAAUGCUAAAAUCAGAUAAUGUUCCACCAAAGGUCUUUGAGCUGCCUAUCUGUACAGGUUAUGCACUUCAAUACCGAAUAAACAGUGCAUUCCCUAAAGUGCUGAAUCUAGGCAUCAAUAAUUUCACUGGCAUCAUCCCGAAUGAGAUUGGUCAGUUGAAGGCACUCCAGUUACUCAAUUUGAGUUCCAACAGAUUGUCUGGAGAGAUACCAGAAUCAAUCUACAAGCUCACAAACCUACAGGUGCUUGAUUUGUCCAGCAAUAAUCUCACUGGUACAAUUCCUGAUGGGCUGAACAAACUUCACUUCCUUUCAGCAUUCAACAUUUCUAACAAUGACCUUGAAGGGCCAGUUCCAAAUGCAGGACAGCUUAGCACAUUCCCAAGUACUAGCUUUGAUGGGAACCCAAAGUUGUGUGGUCCUAUGCUUGCACGCCAUUGUGGUUUAGCACAAACACCAUUUGUCUCCACAAAACAAAAUGCUGACAAGGUUGUAUCAUCAUUUGUCUUUAUGAUUUCCUUUGGUGCAUUCUUUGCUGUAGGGGUGUUAUAUGAUCAGAUUGUCCUAUCAAGGUUUUUCUAGCUCUACUUCAGUUAGGUCGCAAACCAACCAAGACCUGUGACACAAUGAUAGCUGUCACUAUCUCCGGCCAUGGUCUGAUGAUUUCUUAUAGCCCAAGCUUAAGCCAGAUCAAUCAACAGCAAUAACUGAAU